UCGAUCUGACCUGUUUGUUUUGCUAGCAUGUAGCUAUCCACGCUAGACGCAUUUCUUUACUGAAGAAUAGUGGGUUUUUUUUAUUUAGUAAAGAGGUUUUAAUUUAGCAGAGAUUAUGCUUAAGAGUAGUAUGAUAUGAGGAUAUUACAUGUCUCGAUACAGAUAUGUUAACUAUGACAGACCCGGUGUUUCCUCGGAACAUCCCAUGUUUGGCCGUUACCUGAGCACAGCGGGUUCUCCGCCAGCUCGGAUUGUUUUAAGCCACUGGAGACACUGGUAUCAACCUGGUUAUUUAUGGUCGACACGACCACCACACGUUCAGCAUCGCUCUACUCCUUUCAGCAGUGCCCGACACCCCUCUUAUAAUAGGCAACCGCGGCCUCCUGGUCCAUAUAACUGGAGCUCCUGGAGACAUUCGGGUGUCCUGCCACACCAGACUCAUCCCAGACAAAGCGUUCAUUUUUCUGGAGGUCUGAUGGACUGCUCUGCUAAAGAGCCUCCACAGAAAAGGAGAAAGAGCACAGAAGGGGAAAGAUCACCAGGGGAAAGAUCUCAACGCUCACCAGAACGUUCAUUUACAAAAGGCACCCGGGGUCCCAAAGGAAGUCCUGAGUGGCUUCGGAAUGUGCCUACUGGGAAAUUUCCUUCAAGCCCAAAAAGUACUCCAGGCACACCAGAGUUGAGGAGAAUUUGGGAGGAUCUUUCUCGUCCCCGUAAUGCUAGACCCUCUGCAAAAGUGGGAAAACAAAAAUGUCCAUUUGAUUUCUCCGUAAUGUCGUACAAUAUCCUCUCCCAGGACUUGCUCUGUGAUAAUGCUUACCUUUACAGACACUGUAAUCCCCCUGUUCUGGACUGGCAACACAGGUUUUCAAACAUAAUCAAAGAGUUGGAGCAACGCAGUGCUGAUAUAAUGUGCCUGCAGGAGGUGCAAGAGGACCACUACAAGGAACAAAUCAAGCCUUCUCUUGAAUCUUUAGGCUACCACUGCGAGUUCAAACGGAGAACAGGUGUGAAGCCUGACGGAUGCGCCGUGGUCUUCAAACGUGAACGCUUCUCUUUGGUCUCCUGUCAUCCCGUGGAGUAUUUCCGUCGUGGAGUCCCUCUCCUAGACCGUGAUAAUGUGGGCCUGGUUCUGCUGCUUCGACCCAUCGACUCCAGCGGCUCUUUUACAAACGUCUGUGUGGCCAACACACAUUUACUGUACAACCCCAGACGUGGUGACAUUAAACUGGCCCAGCUGGCUGUGCUCCUGGCAGAGAUAAGCAAGGUGGCUCAGUUACCUGACGGCAGCUUCUGUCCUGUGGUGCUUUGUGGGGAUUUUAACUCUGUUCCUGGGUCUCCUCUAUAUCACUUUAUUAAGGAAAGCAAUCUGGAAUAUGAUGGCUUGCCGACUGCGAAGGUGUCAGGGCAGGAGGAGAACGCAAGAGGGCAGCGUAUUCUCACUGUGCCAAUUUGGCCCAAAUGUCUGGGCAUCUCUCAGAAGUGCCAGUUUGAAAGCCCCAGCAAAGAUCCCGAAGUGAAGGAUUUGGAGCAAGACGCUUUAGCAGAAAUUGAUGGAUUUACCAAGCCAAGCAUUCAGCACAGUUUGCAGCUGACCUCUGCAUACUCCCACUACCUAAAAGAGAGCGGUCACCCUGAGAUCACCACCUGUCACUCAAGGACAGCCAUCACUGUCGAUUAUAUCUUCUACACCGCAGCCAUGGGAGAUGUGAUGGCUCAUCCAGAAUGCAGUGUGUCACCAGAGAUGGGUCUACAGCUGCUGGGCAGACUUGCCCUGGUGGGGGAAGCUGAACUCGAAAAAGUCAAUGGCCUUCCUAACCAACACAACUCUUCUGAUCACCUGCCUCUUCUGACAUGUUUCCGUUUACACCCUCGAACAGACAACUAACAGAUCUGCAGUGUUUACUUGCAUCAUACAGCCUUGCAUUGUGUGACCUCAUCAACAGUAUAUGAACUUGCAGUACGGUUCAGUCAUCAUCAUGUGGUUUUUUUACAGACAAGUGACCUUCAUACAGUCAGGAACUUUAAAAGAAAUUGCAUCACAUACCUUUAUCCUAUGACAAACUUGAAGCAGAAGUGGAGCUUGUCUAUAAUGGGACAGUCUCACGCACACUUCACUUCAACAAAUAGGGACAUUUUAUUUAAUAAGAAAGAAAGAAAAAUGGCAGCUUUCAGACUAAGAAAGUAAAUAAAUAUGUUUAUAUUUUAAGUUUAGACUGAUUUUACAGUGCAUUUCUGUUUCACACAUUUUAAAGACAAAGAGCAAAAAAUAAAUAAUUUUAUCUUUAA
This is a messenger RNA of Paramisgurnus dabryanus, 2289 nucleotides long. It is a transcript of the gene angel2, whose product is annotated as angel homolog 2 (Drosophila). Gene Ontology annotation, biological process: 3'-UTR-mediated mRNA stabilization. The record is from RefSeq and is a predicted model, not a curated record. Gene Ontology annotation, molecular function: 3'-5'-RNA exonuclease activity; mRNA 3'-UTR binding. NCBI's taxonomy places the organism in Eukaryota, Metazoa, Chordata, Actinopteri, Cypriniformes, Cobitidae.